Rotaria sp. Silwood1 is the source of this 855-nucleotide messenger RNA. The record is from the annotation of a GenBank genome assembly. Lineage: Eukaryota; Metazoa; Rotifera; Eurotatoria; Philodinida; Philodinidae.
AUGCCUAAAGAUCGAAUAAAAGAUUUGCCAAAACCUACUGCAUGGUCUCGUGUUUCGUAUAGAAGAGUUUCACGACAAAUUGAUUUACUUCGAGUACUUAUUGAUAAAAUCAGAGAACUUACACAAGCUGUUAAAAUAAUUCAUCAAAGAGUGAUCGAAUCUCUACCUGAUCCUAAACUUGGACAAGAACUUGAUGAAAAAACUGCUGAUAUAAAAAGAUUAGCAUAUGAUAUUACAGCAAAACUAAAAAGACUGGAAGAAUUGCAUCAAGAUCAACAUGGAAAUAAAGGAAGUGCUCAAUGGCGUAUGGCCGAAUUACAAAUAUUUAAUAUAACUAGAGAGUUUCGUGAUAUUAUGAAUCAAUAUAAUCAAGAAUAUUGUGAACAUCGAGAAAAAUGUAAAAAAUCUAUUAUACGUGAAUUUGAAAUAACUGGCAUUCGAAAAACUGAUAAUGAAUUAGAAGAUAUAAUUGAAAAAGGUAUUCAAGGUGCAAAUACUUUUUCAAUUAUGAUUGAUACAGAAGAAAUUAGACAACAAGCCAUUUUUAUUGAAGAACGUCAUCGUGAUAUACAAAAACUUGAAAAUUCUAUUAGAGAAUUACAUGCUAUGUUUGCAGAUUUAGCUUUGCUUGUUUCAACUCAGGGUGAAAUGAUUGAUAAUAUUCAACAAAGUGUAGCAAAAGCAGCUGCUUAUGUUGAACCAGCAGUAAUUAACAUUGAAGAUGCAAGAAAGAAGAAAGAUAGCAUUAGAAAAAAAAAAAUUAUUAUAUGUAUUAUUGUAAUUGUUAUUAUCGUUAUUCUUAUUCUCAUAUUUGUUGCUUAUCAUACAACUCAGAAGUUCAUAUCAGGACGAUAA